Racocetra fulgida is the source of this 957-nucleotide messenger RNA. NCBI's taxonomy places the organism in Eukaryota, Fungi, Glomeromycota, Glomeromycetes, Diversisporales, Gigasporaceae. The record is from the annotation of a GenBank genome assembly.
AUGUCGGAUGACGAUUUUAUGCUCGAGGACGAUGAAGAGGAAGACUACAAUUUCGAUUAUGAAGAUGACGAUCCAGAAGAACCUGACGUUAAUUUAGAAAACAAAUAUUAUAGUGCAAAAGCUCGGAAAGAGGAAGAUCCUACCGGUGCUAUUAAAGAGUUUCAGAGUGUGGUGGAUACAGAGCAGGAGAAAGGCGAUUGUAUAAACAAUAUACUGGAUUUCAUUUCUUCUUCCCAAGAUAUGAGUUUCAUGGAAGAAUUUUAUUCAACAACCCUUAAUGCAUUGGAAGAAGCCAAGAAUGAGAUCUUGCGUCAACUCCAUUUAUCAUGUCAAAAAGAUGAUGGAACUGAUGAUCAGCGUAAAGGAACACAUUUACUGGAAAUCUUUGCUCUUGAGAUUCAAAUGUAUACCGAAACAAAAAAUAACAAAAAAUUGAAGGCUCUGUAUCAACAAUGUCUUCAUGUCAAAUCUGCAAUUCCGCAUCCACGUAUAAUGGGCGUUAUUCGGGAAUGUGGUGGCAAGAUGCACAUGGGCGAGACACAAACUGAUUUCUUUGAAUCAUUUAAAAAUUAUGAUGAAGCUGGUAGCCCUCAGCGUAUACAAGUUCUUAAGUACUAUUAUAAUUUCAAAUGGGACAAACCUGAGUUAUCGAUUUUCGAAUUUGUUUUACAUUAUUUUUUUCGUUUACAAUUAGACAAUCGAGCAACUAUUAUGGACGAUCCUUUCAUUCGUACAUAUAUUGACGAUGUUCUCAAGAAUAUUAGGACGCAAGUACUGCUUCGUCUUAUUAAGCCAUACACACGAAUAGAGAUACCGUUUGUGUCAAAACAACUUAAUAUCCCUGCACAAGAUGUUGAAGAUUUACUGGUUGGUCUCGUUCUUGAUCAAAAGAUUAAAGGGUGUAUUGAUCAAGUGAACCAACGGUUAGAGUUAUAUAGGCAGUACGUAUUGACUUAA